GCGUGUACAUCAUCGCAGCGGUUUGGUUGCCUGUGCAGCAACAACCGCAGCUGCAGCCACCAGCUGUCAGCAGCCCGACAAAAGCUUCCACAGUAGCAUCGCUUUCCAUUCCACAUGUGUCUUCACCGCCAAUCGCGCCGCCUGAGCUUGAGGCACCAGGAUUCACAGAGGUGUCCGAGCCACCACCGCCACCAGCCCAAGAGCCGUCGCUGCCGGCACUGGAACUAAAGGGCUCAAUAGAUGUCAGUCUUCCAAGUCUUCCAUCUGUGGGAUCCAUGGGACAUGACGAGGGCGCUUGUAAGCCCUGCGCUUUCGUCUUUAAGAAGGGGUGCGACAGUGGCAGCCAGUGCACCUUCUGCCACCUUUGCCCACCAGGUGAAAAGAAGCGCCGCUCAAAGGAAAGGGGCGCACUGAAAAAGGCAGCAGAGGGUACGACCACGCCGUGA
Molecule: messenger RNA, 446 nt
Organism: Symbiodinium pilosum
Lineage: Eukaryota; Dinophyceae; Suessiales; Symbiodiniaceae
Source: the annotation of a GenBank genome assembly